AUGGACGUGGUUCGAUUGUGUGACAUUGCGCCGGGGAGUUUCAUUCCUAACUAUACGGCAAAGUUCGAGGGGCAAACCAAAUUCAUCCCAGGCAUCUCAGGAUUUCUGAGAGCCUUCCUUCCAUUUUCGAGCGAUCACGACCCUGACAUGCGCAAAGGCUCAGAACAAUCCUCAUCGACAGGCGUCUCCGAAACUGAUGGUGCACACCAAUCGAUACUGGACUUGGAAAAGGACCUCUGGAUGACCGUCAUAACGGGUCUGCGGCAUCACAAACAUGCUCGAAAACUGCCACCUUUGUGGUCGUCGGAGAAGGGCGGGAAUUCUGGCUCAACAGCGGAGACUAGGCAUUAUACAGAUCAUGGUGCAGGAUUGCAAGACCAAGAUCUCUUGUGCGAGAUAUCAGACCUUGCCUUGAACAACCAAUCGAGCCAUGACGACGGUGACGACGGUGACGAGGAGGACCUUGUUGACUUCACAGACAUAAUCGAUGUGUGGACUAAAUGCUCUACAAGAUACACCCCCCUUGUCAUAUCUGAUGGUCUUAGCAGAGGGUAUCAUGGUUGCGACGUCGAAAUGACUGCUUUGGGGCCGACAACGGCAAAUAGCAACAAUUUCCCCUGUGAUGGCGACGACUCGGGUGAUGCACAUGGCAGAAACAGAGGUCGGACGAGUAGCAUGUCACAACAGAGUGAUGUGUCAAUGCUGAUGCCCUUAGAAGGACCUGUGGAAGAGGCUCGCAUAAUCAGGCUCACGGGAGUCAUUGGUCAACCAUGUGAGCUUACUCAGAAUGUCCUCCGUAUGCAUCCGCUGAGACAGCAUGAACAAGGGGUGUCUUUGGUGCGGCAAGGUGACUCCAACAAAAGUGGCCGCAGCCUAUAUGAGAGGGACGACCUGGGUUGGUCGGAGGAGAGUCUGUCAAGCGGAGACCUACUCGAAUCACAAGUGUUCGGGCCUCAACAUACAACACACGAAGCAGGCAGCACCUCCUCUUCUCCUUCUCACAUUUGCGAACGAUCCUCGACCGCAGAGCUCCUCCGAAACGCCCAGGACUAUUCACCUGUGUCUGUCAAUUGCGCACGUACGUCCACACACAUAUCGACACGGCAGAACGCUUCCAUUCCAACCAACACUUUGGCCGACUUACUUGGGAACGACCAUCUGUUGUGGCAUAUGUGGAAACGACGAGGCAGCGUCAGACCCCGUGGGGAAGACGACUUUCAUGAAAUGAGGGCCAUGUAUGAGACAGACCCCGACAUGAAGCUCCUCGGGACAGGAUGGAAUAUCGACCCCAGCAACAUCAGUCCCGGUAGCACCAAUGAAUCUAUGCUUCACGACACAAUGCAGAAACCAUCCCCCCAUGAGAAGCACAUGCAGCCAGCAUCGCCGACUUCUGAAAGACGGUCGUAUUUUUCGCAGAGGCAGUCCACUUCCUCCUCUUCCGUUGGUGGACAAUCCAAUUCAGACUCGAAGUUUCAGCGCCGAAGCAGCAUCCUGAAACGACUGUCCUGGGGCGGUCGGGUCCAGACUGCUGCAGAGGUCGACAUGACUGACUUCGGCGGCCGGACCGUCGAGGUGAAACGAAGGAAGACUCUGGACGACUACGAUAUGACGGAGAGGGAGACCAUGAAUGAUGAUUCGGAUGACAUGCUUUUUUGA
Messenger RNA from Capronia coronata CBS 617.96, 1656 nucleotides. RefSeq lists its product as uncharacterized. The record is from RefSeq and is a predicted model, not a curated record. NCBI's taxonomy places the organism in Eukaryota, Fungi, Ascomycota, Eurotiomycetes, Chaetothyriales, Herpotrichiellaceae. The transcript has a single exon. The coding region runs from base 1 to 1656 and encodes 551 amino acids.